This is a messenger RNA of Talaromyces stipitatus ATCC 10500, 843 nucleotides long. Its product is annotated as FYVE domain protein, putative. The record is from RefSeq and is a predicted model, not a curated record. Gene Ontology annotation, biological process: protein transport to vacuole involved in ubiquitin-dependent protein catabolic process via the multivesicular body sorting pathway; protein targeting to vacuole. The transcript is spliced from 2 exons. Gene Ontology annotation, cellular component: ESCRT-0 complex. Gene Ontology annotation, molecular function: ubiquitin binding; metal ion binding; phosphatidylinositol-3-phosphate binding. The coding region runs from base 1 to 843 and encodes 280 amino acids. Lineage: Eukaryota; Fungi; Ascomycota; Eurotiomycetes; Eurotiales; Trichocomaceae.
AUGGCAACCUACGCUCCUCUCCCCGCGCAGACAAUCACCAAUCCUGGCCAGAUCUCCAUCUACGGCCACCCCUCCCCGACAAACUCCAACACCAACACCCCAGCCAACAGCUCACCCACUUCACCACAUCUAAGCACAGCAACCAUCCUCCUCCCUACCCAGUCACGUCAGAUCCGUCCCCCAAAGGCGCCGCUAUAUGUUCCCGCCGUGCUGCGUCCGACCGAGCGACCCAGUAGACCUCAGACUGGAACAGCGCCCACGACUCGAGAUCCGUCACCCAUCACGCCGCCUCGCAGUGUUCACGGUUCACUCGAUAGUUUGAACGAAGAUGCGUCGCCUGUUGAUUUUCAGAAGAAUUUCCAGUCGAGGAAUACGGUGAGCAAGGUUGCCGAGGAUGUGUGGAAGAAGGGUGAGCGAUUAGGCGAGGUGACUGGUGUGCCGACACGCGACCACUGGAAGGCCGACUCUGCUUCUCAAACUUGUGAUUCACCCACGUGUCGCUCCUCGUUUGGCAUUUUCACCCGUCGCCAUCACUGUCGUCACUGUGGCCACGUCUUUUGCUCAAGUCAUACUCCCUACGUGGUCCCUCUCGAUCAGAAUGCGCGUUUCCACCCAGAAGGAUCCGCCUCCCGGGCCUGUGAUCAAUGCUACAAGGCCUAUCAGCGCUGGGAAGAGUCUCGCGCUGCAGGCAUGAGUCGCAUUCAGCAGAAACUAGACGCUCGUAUUGACGCUCAGAUUGAACACGAGGAACAAGUCGACGAUGCUGCCGAGGUUCCCCAUCGCCAGCAAGAAUUCACUGUUGCCAGCAGUGUUCCUCGCGACUGGAAUUGGAGCACUUUUUAA